Messenger RNA from Lachancea dasiensis, 549 nucleotides. The record is from the annotation of a GenBank genome assembly. NCBI's taxonomy places the organism in Eukaryota, Fungi, Ascomycota, Saccharomycetes, Saccharomycetales, Saccharomycetaceae.
AUGAGCAAGGACAAAAAGCAGACCGUGGUUUUGGUUUCCGUUGAGGGGGAAAAGUUUACUGUGGAGCGAAAGAUCGCAGAGAGGUCGCUUUUAUUAAAGAACUACUUGAACGACAUGCAGGACAGUGGGCUUCAAAGUGAGGGUAGUGACUCCGAGGAAGGAGAGGAGGACGAUGAAGAUGAUGAAAUUGUAAUGCCCGUUCCCAACGUCAGGUCCUCGGUUUUACAAAAGGUGAUUGAGUGGGCCGAGCAUCACAAAGACUCUAAUUUUCCUGACGAGAACGACGACGAUGCCCGCAAGACUGCUCCUGCGGAUCCUUGGGAUCGGGAGUUUUUAAAAGUAGAUCAGGAAAUGCUGUACGAAAUCAUGCAGGCUGCCAAUUACCUAAAUAUCAAGCCUCUUUUGGACGCAGGGUGCAAGGUUGUCGCGGAAAUGAUCCGCGGCAGAACUCCCGAGGAAAUCAGGCGAACUUUUAACAUCGUCAACGAUUUUACGCCAGAAGAAGAAGCCGCCAUUCGGCGCGAGAACGAAUGGGCAGAGGAUCGUUGA